This is a messenger RNA of Papilio machaon (common yellow swallowtail), 534 nucleotides long. RefSeq lists its product as uncharacterized. The record is from RefSeq and is a predicted model, not a curated record. Lineage: Eukaryota; Metazoa; Arthropoda; Insecta; Lepidoptera; Papilionidae. Gene Ontology annotation, biological process: sleep; regulation of synaptic transmission, cholinergic; positive regulation of voltage-gated potassium channel activity. The coding region runs from base 88 to 519 and encodes 143 amino acids. The transcript is spliced from 3 exons.
AGUUUGUUGCAGUUUGACAGCCGCCGCCGGUCUCCGCUGUCGUUGCCCUUUUGACAUAACAGAUAAUAAAAUUGUUAUUUAAAUAAGAUGUCUGUAUUAAGGAUAAUAUCUGUAUUUUUACUAUUGAAUUGUGUUGAUUUUGCGUUCAGUAUCCGCUGCUACGAUUGCAACAGCGCCAACAACUCUAUGUGCCUGGACCCCACGGUGUACGACGCGGAGACGGUGAGGAGGUUCCUUGGCACCAUCGAUUGCCAGGCCGACGUCGAAGCGCCGCAGAGAAAAGACUUCUUUUGCAGGAAAAUUGUGCAGACCAUUAUGUUCAAGGGUCACGAGCCAGAGGUCCGCGUGACCCGCGGCUGCGGCUGGGUACGUCACCACCGUGACUGCUACAAGGCGGACAACGAGGACCACCUGGAGACCGUUUGUCAAUGCUUCCAAGACGACUGCAAUGCGGGAACCGCCCUAACAUAUACUACCCUUGUUACGGCUCUCAGUAUACUUGUUAUAUAUAUGAAGUAAACUACCUUUUUAAUA